Messenger RNA from Carya illinoinensis, 1543 nucleotides. Its product is annotated as heat stress transcription factor B-4. Gene Ontology annotation, cellular component: nucleus. Gene Ontology annotation, molecular function: DNA-binding transcription factor activity; RNA polymerase II cis-regulatory region sequence-specific DNA binding. The coding region runs from base 142 to 1218 and encodes 358 amino acids. Gene Ontology annotation, biological process: regulation of transcription by RNA polymerase II. The record is from RefSeq and is a predicted model, not a curated record. The transcript has 2 exons. NCBI's taxonomy places the organism in Eukaryota, Viridiplantae, Streptophyta, Magnoliopsida, Fagales, Juglandaceae.
UCUUCCGCCCAACAUUUUUAUCCAGCGACAAGCAGUCUUACUCGUCCACUCAAACCCACUAUAUUACUCUCCCUCUCUCCCCCUCUCUCUCCAUCUCUCUGUGCUUGUGAGGAAAAGAGCUUCUGCUUGAGCUUUCUUUCGAUGGCUCUUAUGCUAGAUAAUUGUGAAGGCAUUUUACUCUCUUUAGACUCCCACAAAUCAGUUCCAGCUCCAUUCCUCACAAAAACCUACCAACUAGUAGACGAUCCCGCCACAGACCACAUAGUUUCUUGGGGAGAAGACGAUACCACUUUCGUUGUUUGGCGGCCGCCUGAGUUCGCUCGAGACCUCCUCCCCAACUACUUCAAGCACAACAACUUCAGCAGUUUUGUCCGACAGCUCAACACCUAUGGUUUUCGAAAGAUCGUGCCGGACAGAUGGGAGUUUGCCAACGAGUUUUUCAAGAAGGGGGAGAAGCAUUUGCUGUGUGAGAUCCAUAGGAGGAAAACUGCUCAACCUCAAGUAGGCAUAAACGGCCAGCACCAUCAUCAUCACCACCCGCAUUCUCCACUUGGCGUCAAUGGCGGUCCGAGUUUCUUCCCCUUUCAAGGCCGACUGAGCAUCUCCCCCUCUGACUCGGACGAGCAAGCCAAUUGGUGUGACUCUCCCCCACUUUCUUCCCCGGGCGGAGGAGGCGGCGGAAUCUCUGUUGUUGGAGGUAACUACAACAGCUCGGUGACGGCGCUGUCGGAGGAUAAUGAAAGACUCAGGCGAAGCAACUCCAUGCUGAUCUCUGAGCUCGCACACAUGAGGAAGCUUUACAAUGAUAUCAUUUAUUUCGUACAAAACCAUGUAAAGCCUGUGGCACCAAGCAAUUCUUACCCUUCAUCUCUACUUCUCUGCAACCCACCCGCGACUGCAACUCCUCUUACUUCUAAUAGUCCUAUACUGCAAAAACCUUUAAACCAGAUUCUCGGGUACUAUCCUACUAACCCUAAGCAAGCCCCUCACACCCAUUCUUUGAACUCGCCAAGCUCUACAAAGAACUCCAUGACAAUUCUUGAAGAAUGCAAUAACAAUGGCUGCAAGACAAAGUUGUUUGGAGUGCCUCUUCAAUCGAAGAAAAGAUUGCACCCUGAGUACUGUGCUAAUCCAACGAACAUGGAAACUAGCAAGGCUCGUUUGGUCUUGGAAAAGAAUGACUUAGGCUUCAAUCUCAUGCCUCCUUCAACAUGUUAGUUUCCUCGAAUCGAUUUAAGAAUCUAGGAUCCUAGCUUUUUCACUUUCUUUUUCCACCCUUUAUUUGUUUUUCCUAUUUUUCUUGUUUCUCUUUUUCUUUUUCAUCUUUUUUAGCACUCCGAAAGUCUGAUGAUAUUAAUAUUCGAUGAUAUGUGUGUGCGUGCGUGUGGGUUUUUGUGAGUGAGUCUGUGUAUAUAUAACUUUAGUGUCGGUAUUAUCUUUGUUCCCCCGGCCUCAACCAUGAAUGCAGGUGGGUUUUGGUUAGAGUGAAGCUGAUUAUAUAGCAAAGUUUGAAAAUCACCAAUGCCAUGUUUUAUUUUGAGCA